UCAGAACUAUUUUGCAUCCAUCUUGGAUUUUAUUUUCUCUGUCAGCAGGCAGAGAGGAAGAAAAUCGUGCAAAAAUUGAGAAAGAAAUGCGAUUGUGCGUGUGAUUUAGUGGAAAAUUCAGUGUGAAAAAUGCAGUAUGGGCGAUCAAUUUGGCCAUCGACGGGAAGUUGAAUCGGUGGAUGAGAAAGGAAGUGAUGCAUCUGCGGAGAGUGGCGAGAAUUUAUUGAGUGUAACAUACGAAAAGAUAGACUUUAUUGUGUUGCCCAUAUCGAUAAUUGUGGGCACUUUUCUCGGUGUUCUACUGGUAAUCUCUGUCCUCCUGCUCAUCCUACGGUGGUACUGGAACUGGGGAACAAAGUACACCAAGCUCACCUCAACAGUAAUGGAUACCCAGACCAAAAAUAGUGCUGAUGUAAACAACACGGAAAGUAGGACACCAGUUACAGCCGCCUCACCAUCACCCACCUCCUCGGCCUCCUCUACAACUUCUACUUCCUCCACCAUCCUCCUGUCCUUCCCGCCACCUCUUGCUGCUGUUACGGUGACUAAGACUGUUAUCCCUACACCACAACCCGCAACACCAACUGCCCUCACGGUACAAUCCCCCAAAUUGACACCAGAAACUACGCCACCACCACAAAGUCCUCGGAACGAUUGGCUGCACAGUCUUCAGGCAGAGUUGCAACAUGUUCAGCCUCGAAGGCAGGGUAGCCCAUCGGAAAAUAAGGAAAAUACAGCCCCAAAUUCACCUCUAGUGGCAUCGGCCAAUUACAAGCACGGCAAUUAUUUUCGCUUUCCUGAAGUAGAUGUGUGGUCACCUGGAGCCAAAGUCACAGCUACACCAAGUACCCAGAACUCUCCGGAGGUCGUAACGACGCCUCGGGACACUCUCACUGUCAUCCAUGGAAGUCUCAUUUCGCCUUCAGACGCCGAGACGGCCCGGAAUUCACCAACGGCACGCCGGGCACGUCUUAAAUCCAUUUCCCUGGACUCGGAGAGUGCACGAGUUGUCGAAGAGAAUCUCAAUGUGGCCAUGGAGGAAUUGGACCUGGAUACCGUGCAAUCACCUUCAUGCUCCAAACGCAACAAGCAACAACUCAAGAUUGACAUUGACUGCGAUAAUCUUGCGGAUAUGGAAGUUCGACAGCCGCCCACACCCAAAACACCCACCCUCACACAGACCCGCCAGAAAGCCGUCUCGCUGGACUCUGAGCCCCCGGGGGGCGUAUGCAAGAGUAAAUCGCAGGCUUCCGUAUCGGCCAGCACAACAGCAUCAGCAUCGGUUCCCACCACGCCCAAGAGGCAACAACAGACCAUGAGUAUCCAUCAGCCUCAGAGGGGUAAAUCUCGUAGCACUUCUGAUCACUUGGGUUCGAAUCUUCAGCGCCUCAAGAGUGUCACUCUGAGUGUGUCCAAUAAUAAUCUCAAGACUCUGCCUGAAGUUAUGCCACUCAGUGAUUUUGGGGGCACCCCACAGCAGCCACCAAGUCAACCGCCAGCCAAAAUACGAUCGAGUCUACUACAGCGCCGUGGCUCCAAUCACAGUCUCACACUCAAUUUGGCCGGUUCUGUGGGUGAUCUGGCAUCUAAUACGAGUCUCACGGGCUCCAUGACCACAAAUGCCCAAAACACUGGAGGCGGCAAGAAGGGUCUUCUGCAGCGUCGCGGGAGUAAUGCCAGUCUCACCCUUACCAUUCAGUGCUCUGACUCUGGACUGAGUCGCUUCAACAGCCAUGGAUCUCUCAAUGCUGCCUCACAGUCCCGGAAGGGUCUUCUGAGUGUGUCAAAUACCAGUUUGCGAGGUUCUGCCUGCAGUCUAGCACGCCUGAAGGGGACUUCGGGUGCGGGAGAACUCAGUGUAGUUGGUAGCACGGGUACACACCACCGGAAAUUCCUUAGUUCUGAGAAUCUUCUGCAGCGACCAACUCACCAAACUGAAAGCCUUGAAUUGGAUGUAGAUGAGACUACUGGUAACCUAGAAGAUGAAGAUCUACAAGGUGGUGAUGAAUGUGUGAUACGUCAGAUCACUACAAAACCCCUCAGUCCACAGUCAACGUCAGAGGACUUCAAAAUCUACCUGGCCAACAUUCAGUUUCUUCAGAAUGCAUCCAAUGUACUUCAUAUGGAUGACAUUCGGGAAUUUGAUUUUUGCUUUGAGGAGCUAGAAGACACUCGAGCAGAUCGUGAUGAGUGUCUGAUGAAGCAACGCCGAAAAAUCCGACAGAUUCAUCAGGAAUUCUGGGAUUUGCCCACGAAUCAUCAAGAGAAGCCAAUGGUCUUUGGGUCACAGCACAAAAAUCGCUACAAGACUAUCCUGCCGAAUGAACAUUCACGUGUCAUCCUGCAGCCAGAGGAUCCAGAAAUACUCCAGGAACCUUACAUCAAUGCCAACUACAUAAAGGGACCAGAUGGUACGCAUAAUGCGUAUAUCGCCACACAAGGACCCAUGCCCAACACAAUCUACGAGUUCUGGUUGAUGGUGAUGCAGAAUGUUCGCAGAUGCGGUGAAGAGUGUAGGAGCGAUCAAAAGAUCGCCAUGCUGACGGAAUUUGUUGAAAGUGGAAGAACUAAGUGCGCAGUGUAUUUUCCCACUGAAGUGAAUCAAGUGUUGGUAUUUGCUAAUGGGGCUGAUGAUGUCUUAUCAGCACAUGCUCCCCCAUCGAAUGCCAGCACAGAUGAUAUACAAAUCGGUGGGGAUUCGAUGUGGCUCAAAGCAUGCUUAGAUAUGCUGGGGGAUGAUGAGGAAAAGAAUGAUGAUAGGGAUAGAUGCGUGCAUAAGUAUGCAUUCGUGAUAGAGAAUACUGGGGUGACCCAGAAGAAGGGCUAUUCCGUACGGCAACUCUGUGUUCGACAUUUUGACCAUGAUGGGAAACCCUUUAUGUUUAAUGUGCUCCAUUACUGGUUCCCCGAUUGGCCUGAUCAUAGGUCACCGGAGGAUUUGGGUGUUGUACUUGAUUUCGCUCUCGAACUUCUGGGUGGUGAAUCUAGCAUUCAGGAGACGACGACGAAUCAGAUACCAUUGCCAGUGCUUCAUUGUUCAGCUGGAAUCGGUCGAACGGGCUGCAUGGCGGGGAUCUUGAAUGCGGUGAGACAAAUCGACUCAACACCCAUAAAUCCCAGUGUGGACAUCUUGGGCAUUGUGUGCAAUUUGAGACUGCAACGUGGCGGAAUGGUGCAGAAUUCCGAACAGUAUGAAUUAAUUUAUAGAGUUGUGUGUCUCUAUCAGAAACGAAAGGAUUCCAUGACUCAUUCCCCACCGCAGCAGUUACCCUUCCUCCUGUGUAACACACUCGAUUUUUAAAAGAAAAUGGCACUAUUAAAAAUCAAAGCAGAUUCUCACUGGUGCGUAUGAUGUAAUAAUGAGAAAGAUCAAAUUGAUGGUUUUAUUUCAAAUUUUUUUUUUAUAACAAACAUCCUAUAAUCUUGCCAAACCACAAUACAAAGGAGAAUCACUGAAAGAUUUUAAAAUGAGUAAUUUAAUUUCUGGACAUUAAUUUAUUUUUAAAUCAUUCCAUUCAAUUAUAAUAUUUUCAAACCCGUUAAAUUUUUAUAGUAUUUCGACAUUAUUAUUUUUUUUUUUGAUCAAAUAAUCACUCAUAUUCAUUAUGACAUGUGUACUGAAAAAUAGACAAAGUUUAAAAGUUCUUCUCUUGCCUUAAAUUUAAUUUAUAAAUUUUACUUCCAAAAUAGUGGGUAGAUUAAGGGACAGUUUUGAAAAGAUUUUCUUCUACAAAAUCUUAAAAUUUCCUGAACAAUAUUUUAAAAAUUUUUCCUUUCCCAGAGCCUUUGAGGCCUCUACUAAUUACGACAAAUUUUCGUCAAAAAAUGGCGUUUUUUUUUUUUAGAAAAUUACAGAAGUUAAAAACUGUUAAUUUUUAACCUUAAUUGCUUCCAACAUUAUAGUGAUCUUUACACAUUGAGAUAAUGUUUGUGAAGAAUGAGCAUUUUGACGCGAUUUUACGUUUACUUGUACAAACGAUUUAUUUCAAAAGAGUAUAUUUUGACAAAAAUUGGUCACAAUGUAAAGAGGCCCUUCGAAAUGGCCAAAAUGUAACAAAAUGGAUUUUUUAAUACCCUGCCAUGAGACGUGAGAUCAUCGCAGUAUUAGAAGAAAUUUACCCCUAUACUCUUUUGGCGUAGACUACACUGAGAAAAAAAAAGAGCGUGCGAUUAACUUUUUUUCCUCUUAACUUCAACACUUUUUAGGUGUAAAAAUAUAUCAACAUUUUUUAAAGUUAAUUUUACACCUUUUUAAGGGUAAAAUUAACAUGAAAAGGGUAUCUUUAACCCCUAAUACACCUAAAACGGGUAAUAUUUACACCGAUUUCGGAUCAAUAAUGCAAGUUAAAAUUAACAUUUCCGGAAUGUUAUUUUAACUUUUUCGGAUUUCUCUCAGUGUACUUUCCUCUAUCUUGAACAGAAAACAGAAAUGCAUCUUGUUAUAGAAAUGCAAAGCAAAAAGCCUUUUUUUUUACAAAAAACAGUCGUUGGAAAAUGACCUUAACCCUCUUGCGGUGUGUUUUUUUAAUAUGCGAAAAAAAAUAAUGAGACAAUGUUUUCUAGAAAAAUUAUGACCCAAUAAACACAAAAACCAUCCGCGUGAAAACAAUCCAAAUAAAAAGACAUAAAAAAUUUUUCAAUCUAAUUUUGUUUUUAAAACUGACACUUAAAUAUUUACACAUAAAAGCCUAGAUCAGCCUUUAGAGGUGCGAUUCCUUUAUUGCAAAUUUGGAUUGUGGCAAACUCGAACGAUAUUUAUACAUAAAUAAUGCAAAUUUCGUUUAAUAAUUCUUAAACUGUAUGUAACAUAUUAUCGUUAUUAAUGAGGAAAAUUGGAUGAGAAAUGCAUAAAAGUAUCUGAAAAUCUUUAAAGUCGAUUAUCUCGGAAACUAUGAGAAAUAGAGGCUUCAACUUUACAUUCAUUGAGAACCCCUGUCAGCGACCCGAGAAAAUCGCGCCCCGCAAAAAUCAGGGAAAAACUUCGCGCCCCGCGAAAAUCAGCGAAACAAUUCGCGCCCCGCGAAAAUUUGCGGAAAAAUACGCGCACCUCGAAAAUCCGCGAAAAAAUCGCGCCCCGUGAAAAUUAGCGAAACAAUUCGCGCCCCGCGAUUGCGAAAAAAUACACGACCCGUAAAACUCCGCGAAAAAAUUCGCGCCCAGCGAAAAUCCGCGAAAAAAUUCGCGCCCCGCGAAAAUCCGCGAAAAGAUUCGCGCCUCGCGAAGAUCCGCAAAAGACAUCGCGGAUCAUGAAUUAUAUAUGCUACCUUAUAAAUCUUCGAUUAUAGACUCACUAUGUAGAGAGGGAGAGUGAGUGAAAGGGAGAGUGAGAGAGUGCUAUAUAUGGGGAAAUCUUGUCCGACGCCGCUUCUCCCGCUCUUUUCCCGGCUAACGCUAAUAGCAAAUUUUCUUAAAAUUGAAAUCUUUAAAGUGAAAUAUCUCGAGAACCGUUCGACGAAUGUCUUAAUUUUUUUUUUAAAUAGGUCAAAAUUUUCUGGACUACAACAUAAAUAUAAAAAAUUCAAAAUCGCAUACCUAGAUUUCGAGAUAAACUACGAAACGUGAUUUUAACCGGUUUAGAAUCGGUUUUUCUUUGAAGUUAAAUUUUUUUCAGUGUUCUUAAUUACAGUUUUACUGAAAUGAUUUUCUGAAAGGUUUAUUUGAACUUAUUUUGACCCUUAUCAUUUCGUUGCUGUCGUCAGUUUUGCGGAAGUCAGAGAAAAAAUAGUACAAAAUUUUUGUUCAACAUUUCCCAUUUACAAAAUAAAAAUACCUGUGUAAAGUAAUUCGACUGAAGUAAAUUGUUCGUUACCGAAAGCUAUGUCAUUUGACUUUGUAUGCUUUUCCUUAAAUUAAAUUUUGAGUUUUGAAAGCAAAAAUAGAUUUUGGAAAUUAUUAUAUUUUCUUACACGGAAUCUAAUUCUAUAUUAAAAGAGAUAAAAAAAAGAAUGUACGCUAAUUUUGAGUUCAUUGGAUCAUAGUUAAACCAGAAAAAAAUAUCUAUUUUUUUCUGCACAUUAAAAAGUUGGGCUUUAGAGGGUUAACUCUUUCGAGGCCACAACAUGUGCAGCAAGAUAAUUUCAUGAUUUUUUGAUUAAAAAUAUUAGCUCAGAAAUUAGUCGAAAUCCUGAGAAAUAUUCUAAAUUUGGACAUCGCCAUAGUUUGUAAUCUUUCAAAAGAAUUAGGUUUUUAUCGGUUUAAAUAAUUAAAAAACUGUUUUUCCCAGAACAUCCAUAUUUUCCCCUGAAUACCCAUCAGAAUUUAAAAAAAAAUGAGUAAGAUUUCAGAAGAUUUAUGGUAAAAUUUUAAAACCUGAACCUACCUACCUUGGGAGACUGCAUUUGGAAAUUUUUGGCUUGGCAUGUUUUAUCUUUGUAAAUUAGGCUGCCCUACAUGAAACAACUAGUAAAAAGCUAUAUUGGAGAAUAGCUACAACGCCAAGUUCAAGUUCAUUUUGCAGAAAAGAUUUAUUUUUAAAGAAAAUACAAUUUUUUUUGGGGAAAAAUAUGUUCUCUAAAUUUGGACAAAAGUCGUAAAAUUUGUGAACUUUGUAGUCGCGAUAUUCUCAAUCUAAACUAAUUGAAAUUCAUACACUGAGAAAAAAAAAGGGUGCGAUUAACUUUUUUCCUCAUAACUUAAACACUUUUUAGGUGUAAAAAUAUAUCAACAUUUUUAAUGUUAAUUUUACACCUUUAAAAGGGUAAAAUUAACAUGAAAAAGGUUAACUUUAACCCCCAAUACACCUAAAAAGGGUAAUAUUUACACCGAUUUCAGAUCAAUACUGCAGGGUAAAAUUAACAUUUCCGGAAUGUUAUUUUAACUUUUUCGGAUUUCUCUCAGUGUAGUAUAUUCUCUCACCAUGUAUAGUUAAAGCUUUGAUAUAUCUUGUCAGUUUUCAGACCGUAUAUGUUAUGCUUCAAGAAAAAUAAUAAUACAAAAAAGUUCUAAUUUCCAAAAUUGUAAAAUUUCAAAUUCAUUAACGUCUCGAAAGCUUUUCGAUAUUAAAAAAUACUUCAUUUAGAAAAUCAGCGUCUUUCAAUGACUUUAAUCGUACGUAUGUUUUCGAAAAUACGACAUUUUUUAUACUUAAGCAAACCAUCAAUUUGACGAAUUAUAUGGUCUCUCUAGCAUUCAAUUGAACAUCCCAAAAAAGAAUUGAAAUAUACUCUCAUAAAAAAUAUUCAUGUCAAGUCAUAACUUUUGAAAAAGAUUUUUGAAAUAAUCACAAUUGAAGUAAAAAAAAUAACAAGAAAUACUUGUGUGUAUGUUUGAGUGUUGAAAGAUGUUUCAAUGUAUGAAUGUUUCAUCAAUUUUCGUGACAAAGAAGAAAUAAGCAUCAACAAAUAUAUAAAUAGAAAGAAAAUUCAUUAUGAAAUCACAUCUAAUUGUAAUAAAUGUAAAAUGAAGAUAAAAAUGUAAUUAAUUUAAUUAAAUAUUGGAAUUUAUUUGCAUUCGACGUUAGAGUCUAUAUAAAUUGAAUUUAAUUUAAUUAAUGAAACAACAACAUUUACUAUACAAAUACUUAAAGAGUGUAAUUUGAAAUUCCAACUGGAAUAAAAUGAUUAAGGUCAAAGGACAGCUACAAGAAAUAACACUUUUUUGUAAAAUUUCAUCCAGGAAUACGCUUUUACUUGAGAGAGAAAAAAAGGAAAGCUUUCUUUCAAAUAUCGCUUUAUAUGUGAAUUAUGAGAUGUAUUUGUUUAAUUUAUGUAAAAAUAUAUAUUUUAAGAGAGUUGGAA
Messenger RNA from Phlebotomus papatasi, 7736 nucleotides. It is a transcript of the gene PTP-ER, whose product is annotated as pneumococcal serine-rich repeat protein. NCBI's taxonomy places the organism in Eukaryota, Metazoa, Arthropoda, Insecta, Diptera, Psychodidae. The transcript is spliced from 2 exons. The record is from RefSeq and is a predicted model, not a curated record. Gene Ontology annotation, biological process: protein dephosphorylation. The coding region runs from base 137 to 3301 and encodes 1054 amino acids. Gene Ontology annotation, molecular function: protein tyrosine phosphatase activity.